Mesitornis unicolor (brown roatelo) is the source of this 325-nucleotide messenger RNA. Its product is annotated as polypeptide N-acetylgalactosaminyltransferase 1-like. The record is from RefSeq and is a predicted model, not a curated record. Gene Ontology annotation, cellular component: Golgi apparatus. The transcript is spliced from 3 exons. The annotation marks the transcript as partial. Lineage: Eukaryota; Metazoa; Chordata; Aves; Mesitornithiformes; Mesitornithidae.
AUAAGAAACGUGGAGACAAAUCAAUGUCUGGAUAACAUGGCAAGAAAAGAAAAUGAGAAAGUUGGAAUCUUUAACUGCCAUGGGAUGGGUGGCAAUCAGGUUUUUUCAUAUACUGCCAACAAAGAAAUUCGAACAGAUGAUUUGUGUUUAGAUGUAUCCAAACUUAAUGGCCCAGUAACGAUGCUCAAGUGCCACCAUCUAAAAGGAAAUCAGCUUUGGGAAUAUGAUCCAGUGAAAUUAACCCUGCUGCAUGUGAACAGUAACCAGUGCCUGGACAAAGCCACCGAAGAGGACAGCCAGGUACCCAGCAUCAGAGACUGCAACG